AUGACGGCAGACGUCUUCUCGACCGGUGCGUCUCUGUCACACAGCUACAUUUUGUCUCCGAUUGGCGAGCGAAAGGCCAUGGAAACGAGCAAUUCUUCCUUGCUGUCUUUCAGCGAGCUGGAACCAACCAUCAGCAACCCAGAACCGAGGUACAUCCCGACCAUCAUCAUGCGUAGGCUGCCACGCAACACAAACGACGAAUCUCUCCGCAGUAUGCUCCUUUUCGCAAAGGACCUCAUCAACACUGAAAUCAUCAAGGGGCCCUUUUCCGAAGACGAGGGCUUUGUCUCGGCAAUUGCACGAUUCAAAUCCGUGGCGGGCGCUCAGGAAGCGAGGGAUAUGCUAAACGGCAAGGCUAACGCUGCAAAUGAUGCCAAGAUGAUCGUGGAACUAAUGCCCUGCAACCCUGUCGCUGGCGCCAUCGGAGCCCGGCGCAAUACCGUAGACGGCACAGCAACCCGACAGACGUCUUCGACUUCCUCGGGCGUGUCCUCCAACGGUCGCCAAUCCUCUCGCUUCAACGGCACGUUUCAGUCUAUGGACAAGAUGUCUCCACCCAACGGAGCCUCAACCCUCGGCAAAGGGGAGUUUCCGGUGCCGGACGGUGGCGUCUUUGGCCCCAAAUCCCCCAUGGGCACAGCCUUCAAAGAGCGGUCAAGCAAGCAACUGAUCAACGAGGAUGCCGGCGACGAUGAGACCAGUGAAUUGAUCAAGGACCCGGUUGCGUACGCUAGGAACGGCCAGAAUGCGCCGGUGAACAUGGCCCGUCGAACGACCAACCCGCAGAUACCCGUCACGCGUUUUGGCAGCCUCUCCCUCAAUACGACGAGCCCCUCGACCGGCCUGACGUCGCCGCCGAUGUCCGCUUUCACGUCUCCUCGAUCGCUUGCUCCCGUGCAAUCACCUGGCCCCGCCAUCACGGCAAUGUCGCCUCAUAGCAUUACCUCGUCGAUGAGCAUGGGUCCCAACACCAACUACCAGAUGACCCCUCAGCAUUAUCAGAGACACAACUAUCCACCCGUGAACCCAGCAGACCAAAACCCGCCCUGCAACACCCUCUACGUUGGCAAUCUGCCAAUUGAUACGUCUGAAGAUGAACUCAAAGCCAUGUUUUCCAAGCAGCGUGGAUACAAAAGGCUGUGCUUUCGGACGAAGCAAAACGGUCCGAUGUGUUUUGUCGAAUUCGAAGAUGUUUCGUUCGCAACGAAGGCGUUGAACGACCUCUAUGGUCACCCUCUGCAUAACAGUGUGAAGGGCGGUAUCAGACUAAGCUUCUCCAAGAACCCGUUGGGAGUCCGGACCGGUCAACAGAACACGAUGCCAGCUACGCCCAUGACGCCCCAAUCUGCCAUGCCGGGUAUGGGCAGCGGCCUUGGAAUGUCUCCUGCUUUUUCUACGGCCACAGGACCGCCUCCCGGCCUCACUCCGCCUGGAUUGACUUCGCCAGUCAACAUGAACGGCAGCUCCAGCUUUGGCAUGUUCUCCAACGGCCCGUUUGGUGUUCCGCCGAUGAGGGCGCAGCCUCUCGCCGGAGGCAUGGGCACAGGCGGCGCUGCAAGCGGGUUUGGAGGUGGCAUGAACGCCGCUUACUCUGACUACAUGAUGGGUCGCUAA
Aplosporella prunicola CBS 121167 is the source of this 1614-nucleotide messenger RNA. RefSeq lists its product as uncharacterized. Lineage: Eukaryota; Fungi; Ascomycota; Dothideomycetes; Botryosphaeriales; Aplosporellaceae. The record is from RefSeq and is a predicted model, not a curated record. Bases 1 to 1614 code for a protein of 537 amino acids. Gene Ontology annotation, molecular function: mRNA binding. The transcript has a single exon.